This is a messenger RNA of Aureococcus anophagefferens, 918 nucleotides long. RefSeq lists its product as hypothetical. The transcript has a single exon. The record is from RefSeq and is a predicted model, not a curated record. Bases 1 to 918 code for a protein of 305 amino acids. Lineage: Eukaryota; Pelagophyceae; Pelagomonadales; Pelagomonadaceae.
AUGGAGGGCAUCCAGGCCUGCUCCAUCAGCACCCUCGAGGGGCGGAUGCUCGUGAGCGCGAGCGCGCAGACGACGCUGCCCAUGGAGUUCCCGCUGGCGCGCCUCGUCGCGGGCCUGUCGCCCUGGCUCGGCGACGGCGACGCCAGCGACGUCGCCGUCUUCGGGCUGCGGGACCACGAGGUCGUCAUCGCGCGGGGCAGCCGCGACACGGCCGUCGCCGUCGUCACGGACGGGCGGGACUGCGCCGAGACGCGCCAGGCCGCGGCGCUCCACGCGCGCCAGGUGUCGCGCGCGGCGUCGAGGCUCGUGGACCGCGCGCCCGCCGCCGCCGCGGGCGCGCGCGACGACGACGACGACGACGACCCCCGCGCCGAGGCCCUGCGCGAGUUCCAGGAGCAGUACGUCUACCCGCUGCUCAACGCGCCGCCGCCGCUCUUCGCGGCCGCGCGCCGCGCGGCGGCCGCGCCCGCCGUCGUCGCGCCGGCCGUCGUGCUCCGCGGCGACGGCACCGUCGUCGCCGGCGCGGGCGCCGCCGACCCCGCCGCGGCCUUCGCCGCCGCCGUCGGCGCCGGCGGCGCCUGGGCCGUCGUCGCCGCGGCCGCGCGCGGCGCGCUCGGCGCCUGCGCGCCGCCGGCGCCCGGCGGCGCCGCGACGGCCGCGGCGCCCGUCGUCGUCGCCCUGCCGCGGGUCGCCGGCGCGCCCGUCCCCGACGGCGCCGCGACGCACGUCGCCGUCUACGCGCUCCCGCGGUCGAACGCGGCGCUCGCGGCCGCGCUCCGCGUCGACGCCGCCGCGGAAACCGCCGCCGCCGCGCCGCUCACCGUCGGCCCCGCCGGCGCGCCCCCGGAGCUCGCGGACUGCGCGGCCCAGGCCGCCGUCGCGCUCCACCACGCGCUCCGCGCGGGGCCCGACGACUAA